GAGACACAGAGACACGGAGACACACAGACACACAGAGACACACGGAGACAGAGAGAGAGACACCCGCCACUCCAGCAGAGACGGCACUGUAAAUCCUCUCGCUCGUAAUCUGCAGCGAGCGACGGCGUUCUGACUUUAACUCGACGGCGCAUUCACUCGACGUAUAUUCCUAACCACGGCAAACAACAACACGUUUAAAACUCGACGGUAAGGUUGUAACCUCGACAGUUUUGUGAGUUUUAACACGACACAGGAGAAAUCUCGAGCGGUAACAAUCAACACACCCCCCCACAUAAAAAGGGCGGGAAAAAAAUUCGGCGCGGGCGACUGACUUCGAGUCGCAUCAACAACAACAACAAACAAAACAAACGAAAACAAACAAACAAACGUCGGUCCAUCUUCCUCGACGUCCUCCGGCCGGACCUGCGAUGGCUUUCAUGAUCAAGUCGAUGGUCGGAGGGCAGCUGAAGAACCUGACGGGAGGAGGGAGCAGCGAGGAGCCGAAGGCGUCGGAGGGAGAGGCGACGCCCGCCGAGGCGCAGGGGAUGACGCGGGAGGAGUUCGACGAGUACCAGAAGCAGGUGGUGGAGGAGAAGAUGGAGAGGGAUGCGAUGUAUGCGUCCAAGAAGGCCGGGAGGGCGACGGUUCGCGUGGAGCUCCGGAAGAAAUACAGACUACCUAAGAGCGAGCAGGACGAGGCUCAGAUCACGAUGGCAGGCGACGACGUGGAGCUGCCCGACGAGCUCACCCGCAUGGUUCGCCAGGACGAAGAGGAGGAGGAGGACAAGGAGUCGUUCGCGGCGCGCCUGCAGAGCCUCCAGGAGAUGGACAUCGACACCAUCAAGGAGAAGGCCCAGGAGACCUUCAACGAGCUCAAGACCUCGGUGGCCGAGCACAAGUGCCGCGUCAUGUAAAAAUAAAAUUGAGGAGGGGGGGGGUCGUGCCGGGUUUAGCCGAGGAGUUUUGCGCCCCCCCCCACCUCGUGGUUUCGAAACGCCGCCCCCCACCCCCCAUCCCUCCCACCUAC
Molecule: messenger RNA, 1027 nt
Organism: Petromyzon marinus (sea lamprey)
Lineage: Eukaryota; Metazoa; Chordata; Hyperoartia; Petromyzontiformes; Petromyzontidae
Product: complexin-4-like
Biological process (GO): regulation of neurotransmitter secretion; synaptic vesicle exocytosis; neurotransmitter transport
Cellular component (GO): terminal bouton; SNARE complex
Molecular function (GO): syntaxin binding
Source: RefSeq, a predicted model, not a curated record